This is a messenger RNA of Esox lucius (northern pike), 2713 nucleotides long. RefSeq names its product XK, Kell blood group complex subunit-related family, member 9 (gene xkr9). The coding region runs from base 533 to 1693 and encodes 386 amino acids. Gene Ontology annotation, biological process: phosphatidylserine exposure on apoptotic cell surface; apoptotic process involved in development; engulfment of apoptotic cell. Gene Ontology annotation, cellular component: plasma membrane. The record is from RefSeq and is a predicted model, not a curated record. The transcript has 5 exons. Lineage: Eukaryota; Metazoa; Chordata; Actinopteri; Esociformes; Esocidae.
AUUCUUAGCGAAGGAGUCGCAUGUAUGCAUUCACACACCCACACAGACACACAACCUCACACACCCAUUUACUCUAUUAUGUCAUAUGAUUGCUGCAGUGGGUGUUGGUAGUGAUGUGGUCACAUGACUUUCAAUAAAUGGGAGUGAAGUGGAUCAUUUAAGGGAGUCUGGAUCAGGCAGACAGCAGAUCUGUUGGGGGAGUCUGGAUCAGGCAGACAGCAGAUCUGUUGGGGGAGUCUGGAUCAGGGACCGUGAAACAGGGGGGACAACCGACAGGGAAUACAAGUGGAUGAUCUAGACAACUUACACAUUCCAGGGAACGAAGUAGCUUUGGACAUCUCAGACCUUUCUGGAAAAGUCCAGAAAGACCACAACUCCUUAAAGAAUCUAAAACCAACCGACCAAGCUCAACCCACCACCCAGAAGAUCUAGCUCCUGAGGGUCAUCACUUCCAUCAUGCACUGAUCCACUUACUAUUAAGGAAACAAAUCAAGUUAGGUUUCACUAUUAAUUUCUAAGCUGACCAAAAAAUAUGAUUCAGACUGAGUCUGAAUUCACCAAACUACGAUGGUGGGUUACCAUCCUCGGUCUGCUCUUCUACUUGGCGGACAUUUUGACAGAUGUAGCUUUAUCAGUGAGCUUCUUCCGAGGAGAGUACCUUCUGUGGGCCGGACUGACUGUGCUGUUUGUGGUGGUCGGAUCAAUGGUCACACAGAUCUUUAGCUACACCUGGUACAGAGACGACAUGAGAAACACGCUGGUCCAAACAGGAACAUACCAGAAGAUGGGUGGGCUGGUUGGAAUCCACGUCACACAGAUGGGAAUGUUCAACAGGUAUUACUGGCUUUUGAGGAUGGGGCACAGGGUGUUGUGGUCCAGACCACCCGUCCCUGUUGACGACUCCAGGGAUUUCCACCUGCACCUGUUUGGCCAAGCAGCUGAUCUGAGCAUGCUCAAACUGUUUGAGACGUUCCUAGAAAGCAGCCCUCAACUCCUACUCCAGUUGUACAUCAUGCUGAGCAGCAAUCACUGGUCCAUGCUGCAGUGUGUCAGCAUGGCCUUCUCAUUGGUUAAUAUUGCCUGGGCUCUAGUUGACUAUCGCAGGUGUCUUCGUCGCUCCUUGUCUAAGGUCCGGGAGAUGCCCUGUGGUUUCCCCACGCUGUUCUACUUCCUCUACAAGCUCUUCACCAUCACCUCACACAUCCUCUGCAUCAGCCUCUUCCUGGUCGUCAGUCCGUUCAGCCUCCUGGGUCUGGCCGGCCUGGGCCUGGCUGGGACACUGUGGGCCUGUCAGGUCCAGACUGACUUCUGUAAAUCUAAAUCCCUGGAGGUGCUGUACAGGAUAGUGGUGGGGAUCAUCCUCGUAUUCACCUUCUUUAACGUGAAAGGGCAGAACACCAGGGGCCACAUGUCUGUGUACUAUCUGCUCUAUGGGCUGGUGAACUUCUCCGGUCCCUGUCUGUUGAUUCUGGUGAAGCCAGAUAUGGGGGCCAAGGAGUUCUUCUGGCCCAUGACUGGGGUGAUAUUCGGAGGGACCCUUCUAGGGCUGGGCUGUCUGUGCCUGUUUUACAGCUGUCUUCAUCCCACUGGGAACCCCAUGGAGGCGGAUGAGGUCGAUGGAUCCAUGGACCAGGACGACGAAGCAGAGAAGCCAGAGACCCAGACGAGGAUCAGGAGUUUCCUACAGCUUUAAGCCUCUUAUUUAGCUUAUUAUUGUUUAACUUGUACUUUCAACAGACAAUUUAAAAUGCCACUCAGUGAUACAAAAAAGUGGUUACUAAUCACAUUUCUUUAAGACGACCAAUUUAAGCAAUGUGCGGGGGAAAUGUAACUGCUAAAACAAACUCUGGUUGGUGAGUCUGUUUCGUAAAACAUACGAAGACAUGCUAUACCUACCUAUUAGCUGUUGUAACCGACACAUUUUAUUCUUGGUGCUGUAGGAUGUGGUCACUUUGCUGUAGGAUAUGGUCACUUUGCUUUAGGAUGUGGUCACUUUGGCCUAAUGUUAUGUAGUCAGAUAAUAUUCUCACACUGAGUUGCAGCUGACACACACACACACAAACAAACUUGACACUCCUUUCCAAAGCGAGCGAGAGACUUCCCCUUUGCUGGGAAGGUUUUGUUUACUUCUUGUGACGUCACAUCAUAUGACUGUUCUCAUGCACCCUUUGGGGAUCAAAGUCCUCUCCCUCCUUAUCUCCUCAUCUCCUUUCCUUAUCUCCUGCCCCAGUGAAGGAAUUGAGCAGGUUAAAGUUGGUCCAGUACCCACAGCAGGAGAAUGUAAUGUAAAAUAUACCUCAGAGAAUUCAAGAUGUGCAACGCAAGUACAGUACACCAGGGGGCACUGUUGUCUCACAUUUCAGGUCAUUGCCACUGAACGUUCUGGCCUUCUAGAAUAACGUGAAGAGGAAGAUUCUGGUGUGGACUUACUUCUCGUGGACUCUUUUAUCAACCUGGCAACAACUAACUUAAAGAUUUAUUUAAUGACGAACUUUAGCUUUCCACAGUUCCUGAUAGCUCUCCUGUGUCUCCAUGGUUACCUAUGUUAGUAUUCAUCAAGCAAAUAUAAUGUAUUUAACUGUAAAAUGUUUAAUAAACUAUCUUCUCAAUUGCUCUCCUUAUCGAGAUGAAAAAUGGCAUAUGUGAAAACAAGCUCAGAAAAACCCAGUGCUGUUUGAGGACUUCCCAUGCCAAAUAAACACAACAAACCAGA